UUGCAAGUGCAAUUGAAGAAUUCAUCUUAAACUAAAGCUAUGAAAAUUAUUUCUCUGGGUUUGCAAUUGGCGUUCUUAUUUGCCGUAGUGGCUCACAAUAAUGCAGCCACAAUAAAGGUUAAGAGAUCUCCAUUGAGCUUACUUGGGUCAGUUACUGGAAGUAGCGGAGGUUUAACUGGAGGUUUAACUGGUGGUUUAACUGGUGGUCUACUUGGAGGUUCCGGAGGCUUAACUGAAAGUUUGCCUGUGGUAGGUGGUCUACUUGGAGGUUCAAGUGGUGGUUUGCUAGGUGGUGUAACUGGUGGCUCUGGUGGCUUAACUGGAAGUUUGCCUGUAGUAGGUGGCCUACUUGGGGGUUCUGGAGGAUUAACUGGAAGUUUACCUGUAGUAGGUGGCCUACUUGGAGGUUCAGCUGGUGGUGACUUAGUGGGCAGUGUUACUGGAGGUUUACCUGUGGUAGGUGGACUACUUGGAGGAUCAGGUGGUGGUGACUUAGUUGGCAGUCUAACUGGAGGUUUGCCUUUAGUAGGUGGCCUACUUGGAGGUUCAGCUGGUGGUAAUUUACUUGGUGGUUUACCUGUACUAGGUGGCCUACUUGGAGGCACUGGUGGCCUUGAUUUGGGAAAUAUCGCUGCAAUCAUACCAAACCUAGUCGGAUCUGUAGUUGGAACUGUACUCAAUUUAGUCGCUUCCCUACCAGUUGCUGCUGUUAAUCUCAUUUCCAGUAUUUUUGGAAAUGUUGAUUUGAGUGGCAAUACGCCUAUUUCUGUUUUCAAUUUAAUUGGCGAUUCAUUAAAAAAUUCACCUCUCGGAUCUGUACCUGGUUUAAGCGGACUCCAGUCAACUUUACUCGCUCAAGGCAAUGAUAUCGAUUCUACAAUGACAAAUGUAUAUAAUUUGCAACAAAUAGUCGAUGGUCUACAAAAGAAGAUACAAGAAACAGCUGAAGGACCAGAAAAGAAUGCUCUUCAAGCUCAAUUGCAGCAAGUUCAAGGUGUUUUGCAGCAACAACAGGACCUAUUGACACAACAAUUGAAUGCCCUUAAAUCACAAAUGGAUUUAGCCAACAAUGUAGCAGCUCAAUUUGCCCAAGCCACAGACAUGGAAAAACAAGUAUCAGACUUAAAAGCUCAGCUGAGCUCAGCUGUAGGCGAUGCAAAGGUUCCAAUCCAGGCGGCUCUAAAUGCAGCACAGUCUGCUUUAGAUCAGAAAUAUAAUGAUGUAUUCAAUCAAUUGAAAUCGUUCAUUGAAAGUGGUAUUGAGGCGGUCAUAGGUGCGGUACAGAGAAAUGCUGCCAACCUACCAGGCGAUGUUUUAAAUCAUUUAGUUGAAUGCAUAAAUGUCAUAACCACAACAUUGAAUAGUGUUUUCGGUGAAGAUAUUCCCAAUAUAGGCGAGAUUUUUCCAGAAUUAGAUGGAUUCAAAUCGGCUUUAAUUGCAUUAGCCCAAAACAUACCACCCCAAUUGGCAGAAGUAACUGAUUUAAUUAGUAAUAUAGCUACCUUAUCCCAGCAAUUGCCUUCGGCUACGGGCGAUGAACAAGCUGCUAUUGCCGCUGCAUUGCAGCAAGCGGUUUCUAGCAUGGUCGAUAAAUUGAAAUCUCUAACAGAAUCAUCCUCUGCCUUGAAAAUGUUUACUGAUUUGGCUAAAUUAAUUGCGGCACGUUAUGCAGAUGUACAAUCCUUACAACAACAAUUAUCUACUGCUUCCGCUGAUCAGCAAGCUCAACUUACUGCUCAAUUGCAGCAAAAACAAAAUGAUUUAGCUGGUAUUGUCGGUCAAAUGCAAGGACUAAUUCAAACUGUUACAAAUAGCAAUGCAGCAGGUAGCAUUAAUGCUGAUACGAUUAAUAAUGUUAUUAGCGGAGGUUCAUCAUUGCUGAAUAUUGCUAAGAUUGGUUUUGAGACAGUUUUAGGAACUGUGGGUUCAGUUGUAGGUUUAGGUGCUGGCCUCUUGUCUUCUGUCGCCGGCUUGGCCGCCAAUGUGCUUGGCAAUACUGCUGCUGCAGGUGUUAAUGCAGUAGGUGGUUUAAUAAAUGGUGUUACCGGUGUUGCCUCCAAUAUUCUGGGUGGCAACAGUAAUAUCCUAGGUGGCUUAAGUUCAGCAGGCACUGGUUUAGCUGGAAAUCUAUUAUCCGGUGGUUCGUCUGUAUUGAAUACUGCUACCAAUCAAGCUGCUGCUCCUGUCUCUGUGGUAAGUUCUUUAGCUCAACCAGCUAUUUUAACUGGAGGGUUAUUUUAAAAAUUUCACAGCUUUAAAACAUAAUUUCAAUUUAUGCAUUUUUUUAUCAUACAUAUUAUUGGUAAAUUUUUGUGUAAUAAUUAAUUUUAAAUAAAUAUAAUCGAUGUAACGACCUAUAAAGGUUUUAAAUGCAA
Messenger RNA from Lucilia cuprina (Australian sheep blowfly), 2375 nucleotides. RefSeq names its product keratin, type I cytoskeletal 10. Bases 40 to 2241 code for a protein of 733 amino acids. The record is from RefSeq and is a predicted model, not a curated record. Lineage: Eukaryota; Metazoa; Arthropoda; Insecta; Diptera; Calliphoridae. The transcript has a single exon.